CGAUUUGGAGUCUGGCAGACACAUUUUAAGGCAUCAGGCAUCGGCUUGUUCAGGGUGAGAGGGGACUAUGUCGCUUGCAUUGGCUAACUCGCAGUGGCCUGAACAGCCCGACCCGCUGAAAGAAGUGGACAAUUUGUUGCGGUGUGGGAUAUGCUUUGAUUACUUCAAUAUUGCAAUGAUCAUUCCUCAGUGUUCACAUAAUUAUUGUUCUCUCUGUAUACGCAAGACCCUGUCCUAUAAAGCACAGUGUCCUACAUGUUGUGUGGCAGCUGCAGAACCUGACCUGAAAAAUAACCGGAUAUUAGAUGACUUGGUAAAAACCUUUAAUUCUGCAAGACAACGAUUAUUCCAGGCAGUUUUGGAUUCUCCAUUGGUUUCGAAUUCUCCAUCGGUUUCUCCUCCAGCACUUUUCAGGAAGAAAGCUGUUGCCAAAGGCCACAUUUUGAAUUCUUCAGAUGACUUUGCUUUAGGACAGGAAUUUACAGGUAACCUUUUAGUCAAAGAACAGACACCUAGAAGACCAUUCAAGACCUUUGUGAGGGAAGGUAAAAAGAUCAAAGUGAAGGAGGAAGAGGUCCCCUAUGGUGUUGAAGAAGGCAACAUGACAUUUAGUGAAGGAGCAUCAAGUGCAAGUCCUAAGGAAGGUACCAGACAGCCUGAAACACCUUCCACAUCUGCAAUAAAAGUUAGGGUGGAGUGUCCAGUCUGUGGGGUUCCUGUUCCAGAACUGCAUGUAAAUAAGCACCUUGAUAGCUGCUUGACCAGUGAUGAGAAGAAAGACAGUCUCCGAAGCUCUGGACACAAAAGAAAGUUCUUGCCUAAAGUGGUGUACAAUUUACUUUCUGAUCGUGAUCUGAAGAAAAGACUGAAGGAGCAUGGGCUAUCUACUCAGGGAACAAAACAACAGCUCGUUAAGAGACACCAAGAGUUUGUUCAUAUGUAUAACGCACAGUGUGAUUCUUUAAAUCCCAAAUCAGUUGAGGAAAUAGUGAAAGAGCUGGAAAACAAUGAGAAGACUCGAGUACAGCUUGAAUCAAAGAUGGGUGGAAAAUAUAGCAUGACAUUUACAAAGCACCAGGCAGAGAAUGAAAUUGAUGAAAUUCAUAGAGAUUACCGAAAGAAACACAAAGCUGAAUUUCAGCUUUUAAUUGACCAAGUGAAUAAGCGGAAGAAAAAAGCAAAUAAAAUCAAAACAGAAGAGGAACCAGAUCAGAAGGAAGUGGCAGCUGAAAAAAUGUCUUUAGAAAUUGCGGAAAAGCAGAGUGCUGAAGAAGAUGCACACAGAGAUGUCCUUACAGAUGUAGGGUUCGAGAAAGGAGCUUUUGACUGCUCCAGAAGCCAAUCUCUUGAUUUGUCUAAAGCCAGGGGAUUGAUUCUUCCAUCCUCCUCUCACUCCUCUGGAUCCUCAAACAGCUCAAGUUCAGACAUCAUAAGAGAUUUGGAAAUUGCUGGGAUUUGUUCAGGCUCAUCAGAUAAGCAGUUUUAUAUGGGAGAGCACUCUGAGUGAUACCAGCUAUUAUAUCUUCUCAUCCUGCUGCAUGUAUGAGCCAUGCCAUAAUUUAUUUCUUCAUGGAGUUAAAAAUUGAUAGCCUCUUUUUGUUAGGUUUAUCUUGGUUGAGAUAUGAAUUUACAAAUAUGUUGCUCUGAAUCUCCCCCCCCCCCAACUUCAUAGUGCAUAUAAUAACAUUAUAUUACUUGGUCAAUAUAUAAAAAUGCUCUUGAUAGCCAUUUCCUGAUGGUAUCUGAAUGACUGCCCAGUAAUCAAUUCAUUAAACAAAUGGCCACUAAAAUCUAUUCUUACACCAGUGAAGUGGAGCCAGAAACCUCUGUCGUUCUGUGUUAAUUACUUGUAUUAAAUUAGAAGAAUUAAAAAUAGCCUAAAUUUUAAGGUAAACAUCUGCUUCUUCUCUGUGUCUUCUUUCUGAGAACUAGUUGCUAGGAGAGAGACAGUGUCAGAGCUACUGUUGCUUUUAAUUUUUUUUCAUAAUCAGCUGUAGUUAAAUAUUAGACAGAUGGGAUAGAAAUUUCAGAAUGAAUGACUUUAUCUGAAAGACACCAGGUGCCAGUGACCAACCUAGACUGUAAUGGCAAUUUAAUCCCAUUACUGCUUCGUGGUCAAGAAAGUGCCUAAUCAGACCUGAAAUCUGGGCGGUUUAAUGCUAAACAAUAUAAUUUACCAAAAGGGGAGGCAAAUCUCAGCAAGAAAGUAUGGGCAGCUUGCUAGUGAAAAGGCAAUCAGAUAUAUUGACUCACUUUGUGUGCAUUUUCAAGAAGAUAGGGUCUUGAGUCUCAUACUUUCCCUCUCCACUGCCUGCAGUUAGUGCCACAGGAGAUUGUGUGCUGCAUUGAUGGACAAUGCUGGAAUCUAGCGAAAAUCCAGGAACAUUUUGCUUUUCGGCAUUGUUUCAUCUUCAGCCCUCUCUAUUAUACUUUUUGCCCUCACACGAAAGAAAAGAUGU
Eublepharis macularius is the source of this 2459-nucleotide messenger RNA. RefSeq names its product RAD18 E3 ubiquitin protein ligase (gene RAD18). NCBI's taxonomy places the organism in Eukaryota, Metazoa, Chordata, Lepidosauria, Squamata, Eublepharidae. The transcript is spliced from 13 exons. Gene Ontology annotation, cellular component: nucleus; Rad6-Rad18 complex. The coding region runs from base 68 to 1507 and encodes 479 amino acids. Gene Ontology annotation, biological process: protein monoubiquitination; DNA damage tolerance. Gene Ontology annotation, molecular function: ubiquitin protein ligase activity; single-stranded DNA binding. The record is from RefSeq and is a predicted model, not a curated record.